AUGCAAACGAGAAUUUGUGUGAGUCGUGAUGUGAGUCCCGUGGGCUCGGAAAUCUCAGUUGGAUCUCCAUCGCCACCACCAUCUGAGUGCGAAACAUCUAAAAAUGGUGACGAUUAUUUUCAACCAUUGAAACGUCUUAAGAUGAUUGAUCGAGAAGACAACAAUAAUCACAGUGAUACUAGUCGAAGCACCAAGAGCUCUGCUGCGAAGUCAACGGUGGAAGGUGUGAAGAGUUUUAGCAUAGCAGAUAUCUUAGGUCGUGAUACGAAUAAGUGUUCAAACCCCCGUGAUACAAUCAACAGUCUCGCUCACACUUUACAACAACAAGCGAGAAUUGUGAGGCCGUGGGAUCAUCUGCAACAUCCGAUCUCGAUCCGACCACUUCUGCCACCUGCACUUCUUCACUAUGAACAGCGAUUAGCGAUGGAUUAUCAUCAACAACUUCAGGAACAUUUUCGAGCUCAAGCUCAGCUACUUCGUCACAUGAACUUGGAAAUUAUUCCCUCCGAGAGUGGAUCAGAACGAUCGAGUUCUGUGGCGAGCGAUUGUUGUUCACCAGACAUUGGUCGAUCAUCUGAAAAUUCAGGAAGAUCACAACAACAAAACCAACGAGAUCAACAACAGAAGCAACAGUCAAACAACAAUAAAUCUCCCAAUGGAACUCCACUCGAUGCACUCUUUCAACUUUCGAAUAAGAAUUUCGAUGAACAACAAAACGAAGGAGAAAAUUCGCAUUUAAAUUUAUUUGCAACGCGACCGCAGCCAAAGAAGAAGAGAAAAUCAAGAACUGCUUUCACGAAUCAUCAAAUAUUCGAGUUAGAGAAACGAUUUUUGUAUCAGAAAUAUUUGUCACCAGCUGAUCGUGAUGAGAUUGCUGGAUCUUUGGGGCUGUCAAAUGCACAGGUAAUCACCUGGUUCCAGAACAGGCGAGCUAAAAUGAAGCGUGAUAUGGAAGAAUUAAAGAAAGAUGUUGAAAGUGUGAAGGCAUUAACGGGUCAGAAGAGCUUCCUGGAAAACAUCACCGAUAUGAAUCUGCUGAAGACCAAAAGCGUUCCGAUGCAUGAUGAUAGUUUUAGCCCGCAGAAGUGAUCAGUAAAAUUCCAAAAACGAAACAUCAACAAAAAACAUUUCUUGAGUUCUCUUUAACCUUCGCUUCUAAGACUGAAUUAUUUAUUUUUGCUUGAAGAAAUCUCUUCGUUCACUUUGCAAUAAAAUUUGUGAAAAUUUAUGGUCGGAAAAAUGUUCCUGU
Molecule: messenger RNA, 1249 nt
Organism: Clunio marinus
Lineage: Eukaryota; Metazoa; Arthropoda; Insecta; Diptera; Chironomidae
Source: the annotation of a GenBank genome assembly